Symbiodinium pilosum is the source of this 774-nucleotide messenger RNA. Lineage: Eukaryota; Dinophyceae; Suessiales; Symbiodiniaceae. The record is from the annotation of a GenBank genome assembly.
AUGGCGGACUCUGGGCCUUCACCAUUGACAGCCUUUGCCGAGGCGAUCGGUUCCAAGCUGCCGCCGCUCACCUUGCCCAAGGAGUGCUACACCACCUUCGUGCUGCCCAAGGGAAAGCCGUCCUGUGGCCUGGUAUGGAUGCAUGGCCUCGGGGAUGAUGAGUCUGGCUGGGCUGACGCAUUGGAAGAGACCUUCGACGUGAAGGGCUUACGAGGGGCUUCUUGCCGAUUCCUUUUGCCGCGUGCCCCGCGACAACGAGUUACAUGCAAUGGCGGCUCAGUGAUGACGAGCUGGUUUGAUUUCCAGAAGCUGCCUCUUUCCGCCGACGACGCCGCGAAAUUUGGUUGCUCCUUGGAGGAAGCCGUGGCGUCGUGUGGUCGAGUCCAUGCCGCGAUCGACACGCUCAUCGCUGAAGGCAUUCCAGCCGAGCGGAUCGCGGUUGGUGGGUUUUCGCAAGGUGGUUCUAUGGCAAUGCUUUCAACGCUUACGUAUCCCAAGCGCUUGGCCGGCGUCAUCGUCUUCAGUGGCUUGUGCUUCUAUGGCGACCAUGUGGAGAAGUUAGCUGCCUCACCGCAAUGUGCUGGCUUGAAGGUGUUCUGGGGCCAUGGAAGCAAGGAUACUGUUCUCCAUCCAAGUCUGCAAGACCUGGGAGUGGAUGCAUUGCGACGAGCAGGUGCAACGGUGGAGGCUAAGAAGUACGUGGUCGAACAUGGCAACACCCAGCAGGAGAUGGACGAUGCGGCAGCCUUCUUCGCGUCUCUCUUUGAGGCGUAG